This is a messenger RNA of Selaginella moellendorffii, 780 nucleotides long. Its product is annotated as amino acid transporter AVT1H-like. Gene Ontology annotation, cellular component: vacuolar membrane. Gene Ontology annotation, molecular function: amino acid transmembrane transporter activity. The coding region runs from base 90 to 623 and encodes 177 amino acids. Gene Ontology annotation, biological process: amino acid transmembrane transport. Lineage: Eukaryota; Viridiplantae; Streptophyta; Lycopodiopsida; Selaginellales; Selaginellaceae. The transcript has a single exon. The record is from RefSeq and is a predicted model, not a curated record.
UUAUCAGUUUAUUUUGUUCUUCUUGCUCUGUCACCUUUUGGUUGGGCCAUGAAAAUAUUUAAACUCACAAUUACACUGUUUAACAGGUGAUGGUCAUCUCCUUCGCGACCGCGAUCACGCUCAAUGUCAUCGUGGGCAUCCUCGGCGCGAUCAUGUUUGGCUCCCAGACCAGGCCCCAAGUUCACCUCAACAUGCCGCCACACCUCCUUCCCUCCAAGAUCGCAAUCUGGGCGACAUUUCUCACCCCUGUUACCCAGUUCGCCCUCCUCCUCUCCCCAAUCGCCCACGAACUCGAGCAGCUCCUCCUGCCAAAUCUCUCUGACUCGCGGCACAGCCCAAAGCUCGGCUACCUCGCCUGCGUCUUCCUCCGCACCAUGAUCCUCUCCGGCAUUGCUCUCGCCGCCGUGCUCUUCCCGUACUUCGUCAAUAUCAUCCAGCUUAUUGGAUCGUCCCUCAACGUGACGCUCUGCAUCAUCAUGCCGUGCCUGUUCUACGUGAAGAUCUUUGGGGACAAGGUGAGCCGGAUGGAGAAGGCGGGGCUGUGCGCCAUGGUGGUGCUGAGUGCCAUCGCUGGAAUCACUGGAGCGACAGUGUCGAUCAAGAAUUUGAUCCACAAGCAAUAGCAGUGGAGCCAAGAAAGAUGAGACAAAAUGCGAAUCAAUCCAUUAUUUGAGAGCCCACCAAUAACUCAAUGAAGAGACUUGGUUUUUGUUUUCGGAAAAAUGAGAAGUUUUAAAAUGUGAGUAUACAUAAAUACUAAGCAAUUAGGUCAAUGUCAAG